AUGCUUAAAAUUGAAGAACAGGUGAAAACUUUAUUCUUUUCCUCCAAACUAGAAGACCAAUUACAGAAACGUCAUGUGAUGUUGAUUUGUAUAUCUAUCUAUCUAUCUAUCUAUCUAUCUAUCUAUCUAGUAACUCUUAAAAAUCACUUUCUCUUGUCAUCAAAUCAAGCAAAUAUGGCGCGCUUUAUCCCAAUGAUUUUCCUAUUGUACGUAAUCAAGUAUUUCAUAUCUGCAGAUACAACAUCAUUUACCAGUUGGAAUUUGAUUUUUAAAAUUGGUGGUGAUGGAACCAACGAUGAAGUAAAUGUCACUUUAGUCGGAACAGCAGCAACGGCUGGAACUGUAAUUGUUUGCAAUAACACAUGUGAAAAAAAAAGCGAAAGCAAUUUUACUUUCACAACAGUUCAUAUCGGAUUGAUCGAGAAUAUACACUUGAACAUAUUAAACAAAGACAAAUGGGAUCUUGAAGAGAUAACAAUUACAAAUUUAGGCACAUCUGAAGUCGAUCAAUGCAAAUGGCAGUCUUCAUCUACCUUGUAUCACACGUGUACACUCAUUUCAUCUACAACUCUCAAAAUGACGUCACCAUCCGUCACAGCCAUGUCAUCGACGUUGAUAUUGACGACAAUUACUGAUAAGCAAACAAGUCUCCAAACGAUAGCGACGUGCUAUUCAGGUUGGAUAAAUAUCGAAGGCUUAUGUUAUAGAAUUGUCAACCGAAAAGAAGAUGUCAACAACGCAAAAGACAGUUGUGGAAGUGAUACAAUUGUUGACACAUCUAUCUAUCUAUCUAUCUAUCUAUCUAUCUAUCAUAAUCUGUUCAUUUCACUCUCUCAUUAUCAAAAUAUGAUUAUCUUUCUUUUUUCUUUCUUUCUUUCUUUCUUUCUUUCUUUCUUUCUCCUAACUAAAAAUGUUUUUUACUUCUUACCGAUUAUCAAAAUGGUUUUACUCACUUGUCAGAUGAAGAAUCUUUCCGUAUGUACAACUUCUGGCAAAUAUAAUUCUCUAUGCUCCAGAGAAGUGAUAAAUGCGUCAUUAACUUUGGUUGGUCCAAUGACAUUAUACAGCGCUUCUUGGUUGAUUCCUAACACGAAGAAAUCUUUUGAUAUCAUUAAGCAACAUUUCUUAAAUUGUUGUGCUUCGGAAGGAAUUUGGCUCGGAAUGUACAAAAGGAAUAGUCAACUUUAUUGGACUGACGGAAGUUUAGUCAGUGAAAAUGAAAAGAAUUUAUUGAAUAUUGUAAAAUCACCAGAAAAAAAUUGCGCUAUGUACAAUGGUUCUAUAAUAUUCAUAGAAUGUUCAUCAACCAAAAUGGGAUUAACAAUUAUUUUUCCGCCUAAUUAUUUUAAUGCGGUGACAUCCCAAAUCUCAUCAAACUCGGAACAUAAAUCCACAACAACAGCAAGAAUGAAUAUGUGUCUUUGUCCAUGUCGAUUUCCUCGGAAAAAUAUAAGUGUCGAAGAAUUCAAAGAAAGCCUGAAAGACAUUGUUAUUGACAAGAAAAACACUUCAAGUUACAAACGUUCGAAAAUAAGUUCUCCUGAUGAACGUACCUCAUCAAAAACCAUUGGGAUGGUGGCUGUUGUUGUUAUUAUCAUUCCUUUUUGUCUGUUAAUCUUAAGUGAUGUUCCCAUACUGGUUUGUCAAGUUAUAGCUACUUACAAACGAAUCAUCAAAGGAAAUCCAUGA
This is a messenger RNA of Acanthosepion pharaonis, 1689 nucleotides long. The record is from the annotation of a GenBank genome assembly. Lineage: Eukaryota; Metazoa; Mollusca; Cephalopoda; Sepiida; Sepiidae.